Molecule: messenger RNA, 1248 nt
Organism: Carcharodon carcharias (great white shark)
Lineage: Eukaryota; Metazoa; Chordata; Chondrichthyes; Lamniformes; Lamnidae
Exons: 7
Coding region: 1-1248 (415 amino acids)
Biological process (GO): lens development in camera-type eye; visual perception
Molecular function (GO): structural constituent of eye lens
Source: RefSeq, a predicted model, not a curated record
AUGGCUUCAACAGCAGCUGUAGACGUCAGGUGGGAGGGAUGGUCGGGUGGGCAAUGGGCCCUCUGUUUUUUGGGCGAGUGCCUCGUGGUCCUCUUGGAGGAAGCAGGUGUCAGGCGGGACACCCUCGUUCUCAGGGAUGGCAAGAGGAAGCCACUGCACGAGGCAAAAAAGCCUGGGAGGGGGCAGCAGCUGGGACCAGCAGCCACGAUGUUGUGCAGCACACAUGGGUGGCAGUAUCACAAAAAGUUCAAGGACCUGCUGCACUCAGGAAAGGGCACCUUGGAGCUGGAGAGCCACUACACACCUCAUCCAGCCAGUCAUGGAGUGGCCGAGGUGUCAGACAAAGAUACACCAGCAGGCACUUAUUCGCAGGACCCCGAAGAGCAACUCCUGAUGCCAGAGGACUGCCAGACGUCAGCUUCAACUAAUACUGAUCUCAAAAUGGGAAAGAUUAUCUUUUACGAGGACAGAAACUUCCAAGGUCGGCACUAUGAGUGCAGUAGUGACUGUGCUGACCUGCAUUCUUACUUCAGCCGCUGUAACUCCAUCCGUGUCAUGAGUGACUGGUGGGUGGUGUAUGAGAGACCCAAUUACAUGGGAUACCAGUAUGUUCUGAGCAGGGGAGAAUAUCCUGACUACCAGCGCUGGAUGGGAUUCAAUGACUGUAUCAGGUCAUGUCGCUCCUACCCAUAUUACCGAGGUGGAAACUAUAGAAUGAGGAUUUACGAGAAACCUGACUUUGGAGGACAGAUGAUGGAAUUCAUGGAUGACUGUUCAUCUGUCUACGAUCGUUUCCGUUACCGUGACAUUCACUCCUGCCAUGUGAUGGAUGGUUACUGGAUCUUCUAUGAACAUCCCAACUACAAAGGCCGACAGUACUUCAUGAGACCCGGAGAAUAUAAGAGCUUUUCGGCUAUUGGGAUGGGAAAGGGGUCCAUUUUCACUUUUCCCACCAAUACCGUGCGACAAUGGAUUAAGGUUCCAAAUUCAAAUUUGCCGUGUCGCAGGUAUAAGGUUAGCCCUGCCAACACGUCCAUUCCUAGGAUCCACUCGCGGACCGGUGUUAUGAUUACCGAAUGGGUCCUGAUCGGCAUUGCCCCUAUCCCUAAGGGUAAUUGCACCAUUUUUCCUUCUAUUAAGUUUCCUCCCAAUCCCACUAAUGUGACUGGGGUUCCUUUAAACUUAUGGGGAGUUCCAUGGAUUAGGGUGGCCUCCGCCCCAGUGUCCACUAGAGCCAUAACCGUCUGA